Molecule: messenger RNA, 1230 nt
Organism: Lodderomyces jiufengensis
Lineage: Eukaryota; Fungi; Ascomycota; Pichiomycetes; Serinales; Debaryomycetaceae
Gene: HOS1
Product: histone deacetylase
Exons: 1
Coding region: 1-1230 (409 amino acids)
Source: RefSeq, a predicted model, not a curated record
AUGAAACGAAUUCUUCUAUGUGAUUCAGAUUUAUUGACAAAAUUAUCAGAUGAAGUUCCAUCAAACAAAAUGAGACAGUCAUUGGUACAAGGAUUAAUCAAGGGUUACAAAUUAGACGAAUUAUGUGAAAUUAUAGACGUAGAGCCAAUUGAGUAUAAACGAUUAACUUUAUAUCAUGAUAUGGAUUUCAUCAAACAAUUAAUUUUGGAUCGAAAAGAGAUUGACCAACAAUCAGAAAAUCACGAAGUGAUAAGUAAUAAGAUUUCUGAAGUAUUUGACUUAAUUGAAGAUCUAGUGGAUGACGAAGUUGAUGCUAAAGAUGAUGAAUUGUAUGGAUUAUCUCAUGAUUGUUACCCAUUCCCCUUUAUGAAAUACUAUAUAAAUUUGACAGCUGCUUCCACAAUUCAAUUAUCCGAGAGAAUGUGUGAAUACAUCAAAUCGCAGCACCAGCAACAAUUUCAAAGUAAAAUUAUAGGUCUAAAUUUUUACGGUGGUCGACAUCAUGGUUCAAAAUCAAAAGCAUCAGGAUUUUGUUAUAUAAAUGAUAUAAAUUUAGGUAUUUCAACAAUUCGUAAAAAUUUACCAAAUUCAAACAUAUUUUAUUUAGAUUUGGAUUUACAUUAUGGUAAUGGUGUUGCAGAAGCUUUUAAAUUUUCACAGAAAGUUACUACUUGUUCUGUUCAUAGAUUUGAUGUUGGAUUUUUUCCAAAUGCUGGCUCAUUCGAAGAAUCAAGAACUGGAGCAUAUAAUAUUUCUACAAAGCGAGGCUUAAAUGAUGAAAGUUUAAAAUGGAUCCUAGAAGAAGUUGUUUUGAAUUUGAUUAAAAAGCAUAAACCCAAUUUUUUAAUUAUUCAAGUCGGCUGUGAUGGUCUAGCAACUGACGUUCAUAAACAAUGGAAUUUGACUAUUAAAGGAUUUAAUAAAGUGAUCCAAAAUUUAAUUAAUGAUAUUGACAGAAGCAUACCUAUAAUGAUUUUAGGUGGCGGAGGUUAUAAUAAUGCAGAAACAGCCAAAUGUUGGACUCAUCUUACUAAUUUUUUACUUGAUAGCAACUUCCCUAAAGAUAUUAAUGAUUUUCAAAAUGAAAUACCAGAACAUUCAUUGUUAGAUUAUUAUGAAAACGAUGGCUACAAAUUUUGGACAGAAACAAAUUCCAAUCCUAGUAAAAUGCAUAAUGAAAAUACCAUAGAAUCUUUACAAGAAAUAAAAGAAUAUUUAUUGUCAUUAUAA